AUCGAGCCAGCUCCGUUCCGACGAAGGGUCCGUUCCGCCCAAUGGCUCCAUCGUCGUCCAAGAGCGCUGUGGCCGCGGCUGCCCUGGCAGGCUGCGCCUUCGUCUUGCCCAACACUCAGAGGUCCACCCAGACGGCACCAACACGACGAAGCGGCGUUGCUCAGGCGGAGACUUCUGCCAGCAGUCACAGUGGAUCUGCUGCGAUUGGCAUUACUUUGGGUGCCUUGGGCGCUGCAGUGCUGCGGGCACGACAUGCCAAGACGACGACCAAGGCCUUUGAGAACGAGCUAGGUGUGCAACCUCCACUGGGAUUUUGGGACCCAGCAGGCCUUUCCUCUGAUGGAGAUGCCAGGGAGUUCUAUCGACGCCGUGUGGUGGAGAUCAAGCAUGGACGUGUCUCCAUGUUGGCAUGCACUGGCUAUAUUGUGCAGGAGUUCUUUCGAUUCCCAGGAUUUCUGUCUCCCAGCAGCGAGAUCAAAUUCACGGACGUGCCCAACGGCCUGGCCGCGGCCACCAAGGUCCCCGCCGUGGGAUGGUUCCAGUACACCGUCUUCUGCGGCAUCUGCGACCUGUGGCUCAUGCACCAGGUGCCCACCAAUCCUCCAGGCAAGCUGUGCACUCGUCUCUUUGGUGAGGAAACCACCAACUAUGAGUACGGCUUCUUGGGCCUUCCAGGAUAUUUGGGUGGCAAGGCCAUUGCGGAUCCUGAAGUCAAGAAGAAGAAGUUGAACGCUGAGAUCGCUAACGGACGCCUGGCCAUGAUGGCCAUCAUCGGUAUGUUCUUCCAAGACGGGCUGACAGGUUCCGCCUGGGGUGACUGGGCCAACUAUACGGAGUCGCCUUUGAGGGCCUUUGAAUCAGAGCUUGGAGUGCAGCCUCCCGUGGGUUUCUGGGACCCCUUAGGCUUCACCAAAACGGAUGAUGCCGCAUCCUUCCGUCGCCGUCGCUAUGUGGAACUCAAGCACGGCCGUGUGGCCAUGUUCGCGUGCCUGGGAUACAUCGUGCCAGAGUACUACCGCUGGCCUGGUGAUCUCUCUCCAUCAUUGGGUCUGAAGUUCAGCGACGUGCCAACAGGCUUCGCCGCCUUCAGCAAGGUCCCUCUGAGCGGCUGGGCACAGAUGGUGGCCUUCGCCGGCACGGUGGAGCUGUUUCAAUAUGUGGAUGAUCCCAAGAGGGCUCCUGGUGACUUCGAAAAUGCGGGCUUCCUAGGCAUUCCCAACGGCUUCGUGAAGGCCCCAGCCGCCACCAAGGAAAAGAAGUUGGCGGCCGAGAUCGCUAAUGGACGGCUGGCCAUGAUGGCCAUCAUCGGGAUGUUCUUCCAAAACGGCCUCACAGGUGAAGCCUGGGGCGACUGGUCCCUCUACACCGACUCGCCCUUGCGCGCCCUGACGCCGGCCCAGGAGGCCAUUGCAGGCACCGGCGGUCCCUUCCCGGAGGAUUUCUGGGAUCCUGCGGGCAUCACCAACGGGAAGAGCAAGGAGGAGAUCUUAAACCUUCGCGCUAUGGAGCUGAAGCAUGGCCGUGUCGCCAUGUUGGCAGUGCUUGGCUGGUUCCACGUGGCCGCCGGGUAUCACAUCAUUGGCGACUACGCGGUGGGAGAGCACUUGGACAACAACCCUCUGGUGAAUCUGACGCAGAUGCCCAUGGGAGGUAUUUGGCAGGUGGUCUUUACCAUCAUGUGCCUCGAAUGGGUCACCACCUACGUCUGCAAGCCGCCUGCGGAGAAGCCUUGGGACAUCCUGGGCUGGAGCGACAUUCUGAUCGAGGAUGAGAAGAGCAUCUGGAAUCAGUUCAGAAAAGCCGAGAAUCAGGAACUGAACAAUGGACGCCUGGCCAUGAUGGGCAUCACCGGCCUCAUUGCACAGGACGUCCUCUUCGGUGACUUCGGUGAAGCUGCGGUGCUGCCCUGCUUCGGUGCCGCGGCCUGCAAGGAGCUCUUCAGCCCGGUGGGGCCGGAGGCCACUACGGAGCCCUUCUUGGGCGCUGGCUUCAUCUAUCCACCCCUGGCGCAAUGAGGUAUGAUGCUGGCAGAUGGGAUGGCGGAUGGCCUGUUUCACUUCGAAAAAUCAGGGAGGUGACCAUUUCGGCACCCGUGGGAUUUUUUGGUG
Molecule: messenger RNA, 2108 nt
Organism: Cladocopium goreaui
Lineage: Eukaryota; Dinophyceae; Suessiales; Symbiodiniaceae
Source: the annotation of a GenBank genome assembly